Spodoptera litura is the source of this 2320-nucleotide messenger RNA. Its product is annotated as O-acyltransferase like protein-like. The record is from RefSeq and is a predicted model, not a curated record. Lineage: Eukaryota; Metazoa; Arthropoda; Insecta; Lepidoptera; Noctuidae. Gene Ontology annotation, molecular function: acyltransferase activity, transferring groups other than amino-acyl groups.
CGCCAAACGACUAUGUGCUUUGUGCGAACAGUUUAAAAAAACAACAUGAUUAUUUUGUUUUUUAUUUUUUUAUUGUUUUGUGGUCACGCACAUCCCCUAACUGCCCACAAGCCACAAGCAGACACAUUCCUAGAUUCGUUGGCGCACAAACUGAAGCUGGAAAAGUGGGAGAAAGAUGAAGCGCCGUGUUUGGAAAGUGCUUUAAAUGUUUUGGAAAACGUGAAGAAUCACACUUUGUGGGCGACAUGGAUUUGGAAUGCCAAUUCAUUACCAUCAGGUAAUUACUAUGGAUCCUCCAGACACUACGCAAGUUACGACCAAUGUCUAAAACCACCAUGGUUGCACACCCAUCCACAAUUGAAAACGAAGUACUGCUUCGCCGACUUCCUACUUUCUGAUGACAACCAUCAUGUUAAAAGAUUAGCUGAUCAUGACCCUUAUGGGUCUACUGGGGAGUUUAUUAACUCAGUAACACCAUCAGGCAUGCCUGUGAAUCACAUCAUGUGGGGUGUAUGUAUACCAGCAGUCUGCUCAUCAUCAGCAGUCUCCAAGCUGAGCAGGGUGGUGUAUGAGGCUGCCACCUUCAGCACCAUAGCCUCUGAAGUCACGGUGAAACACUGCCAGGAGGCUGGGGAGAGCCUGCCAUACUCCACUGGGUUUUAUAUCUUUAUAGUAUUGAUACUGUCGCUGGUAAUAACUGCUGUAGCUUCUACCUACUAUCGUCUGCAUGUGUCUGAGGAUGAAUCCUCGCAUAAUUUAAUAACAGUCAUAACAAGAUCCUUCAACAUCUUCAAGAACCAAGAAGACUUAGUAAAAGUCAAUAAGGAUGAGAUUCGUGCGAUGAACGGCAUGAGAUUCCUUACUGCAGUCAUUAUUGUAGGCAUACAUGUGAUGUUCUACAUGUCCAUAUCUGGUAUAGGCAAUUUAAUGGAUGUUGAUGCGUUUUUGGAAAGCGUUGGCGGACUACUUCUUCACUUUGAUCUCUUUGUAGAUACAUUCUUCACUAUAUCUGGACUACUGCAUAUCAAGGGAUUAAUGGGAAAAAGGCAGAAUCUACUUAAUGUGCUUCUGAAACGGUACAUCAGGUUAAUAGGACCAUUCGCGCUAAUAGUCUUCUACUUAAUAUCAGUAUCCAAGCAUUUUAGCUCGACUCCAGCCUGGCUAGGAUUGGAGGAAACAGAAGUUUGCGAACAGCACUGGCUGAAGAGUUUACUCAUGAUGAAUUUAGACGUGAAACACAUUUGUCAUGAUGUGACUUGGUAUUUAGCCUGUGAUUACCAGCUAGCAAUCUUGGGGACUCUACUCUUCUACUUCUAUCAAAGGAACAGGAGUUUCGGAUUUGUCUCUUACGCAAUUGUUGCAGUCUUGUCCAUGAUCAUUCCUGGUGUGCUGACAUACUUGUUCCAAUUACCUGGGGUUCUUUUUAAGGAUUAUGGAAAGUACGUGAUCCACUACCGUGAGGCUUGGGAGCACAGCUUAGUCUACACACCGGCCUUCAGCCGUGCUAGUCCAUACAUCGUUGGUGUCGCUAUGGGAUACCUCAUGUCCAUCUAUAAACCUGCUGAUUAUAGAAAAUCUGUUUCUAAAACAUGGUCCAUGAUUGGCGUUGCAGUGUGUUUUAUUCUGAUGAUAGUCACAAUGGCCCUCGCUUACAUACUCAGAAUACGAGGACAUGACCCCAUAGAUGCUACCAUCACUGCAGCCACUAAUAGGAUCUUCUGGGCUGUGGCUAUCUGCUGCAUUAUAGGGCUGUGUGAAUAUGGAACUAUUCCUAUAGUCUCCCAUAUCCUGGGUUGGCCCGUGUUCACGCCUCUUAGUCGACUUUCGUACGGCAUUUACAUGACACAUUCCCUCGUCAUACAGAGAUACAAGCUUGCACAAAGGUCGGCUCAUCUCUUCGAUUUCUUUUGCUUGAUUUACGACGUUGUAGGGACUGUGGGGAUAUCAAUAGGACUAAGUUACGCAAUGUGGCUGUUUGUGGAGGCGCCACUGAUCAACAUCACCAACCAUUUCUUCUUCAACAGGUCAAAGAACGUGCAACCAGAUAAAAAUCCUGGUGAGAAUGGAAUCCAGCAUCAGAAUGGAGUUACUAGGACUAAAAUUAUGUUAAAUGGAAUCCUACCAGACAAAAGUCAUGACGAGAAUGGAAUCCAACAUCACAAUGGAGUAGCUAAAACCAAAGUUUCAUAAUAUGUAAUAACUUUUUAAAUUGUUAUUAAAGUUGUGUAUAAAAUAAAAUAUAAUGUAUAGAAAUUACAAUUUAGUUUAAUAGAAACAUGUUAAUAAUACGAAUAUUUUUUGUGAAUAUUACGUCGUUUUU